Molecule: messenger RNA, 10648 nt
Organism: Sapajus apella (tufted capuchin)
Lineage: Eukaryota; Metazoa; Chordata; Mammalia; Primates; Cebidae
Gene: MUC5B
Product: mucin 5B, oligomeric mucus/gel-forming
Exons: 50
Coding region: 1-10017 (3338 amino acids)
Cellular component (GO): extracellular matrix
Molecular function (GO): protein binding
Source: RefSeq, a predicted model, not a curated record
AUGGGUGCCCGGAGUGUGUGCCGGGUGCCGGUGUGGGUCCUGGUGGCCCUGCUCGUGGUGAGGCAGGCAGAGACCCAGAACCCUGCUGAGCCGAGCGGGGGGAGCACAGGGUACAGCACAGACGGUGGCUCUGUGACGUCUGCGUCUGCCCGGCGUGUGAGCUUUGUUCCACCCGUCACCGUCUUCCCCAGCCUGAGCGCCAUGAACCCGGCGCACAACGGGCGUGUGUGCAGCACGUGGGGUGACUUCCACUACAAGACCUUUGACGGCGACGUCUUCCGCUUUCCUGGCCUCUGCAACUACGUGCUCUCUGAGCACUGCGGCGCCGCCUACGAGGACUUCAACGUGCAGCUGCGCCGAGGCCUGGUGGGCUCCAGGCCUGUGGUCACCCGUGUUGUCAUCAAGGCCCAGGGGCUGGUGCUGGAGGUGUCCAACGGCUCCAUCCUGGUCAAUGGGCAGCGGGAGGAGCUGCCCUACAGCCGCACUGGCCUCCUGGUGGAGCGUAGCGGGGACCACAUCAAGGUCAGCGUCCGGCUCAUCCUGACCUUCCUGUGGAACGGAGAGGACAGCGCCCUGCUGGAGCUGGACCCCAAAUACGCCAACCAAACCUGCGGCCUGUGCGGGGACUUCAACGGCCUCCCAGCCUUCAACGAGUUCUAUGCCCACAACGCCAGGCUGAGCCCUCUCCAGUUUGGGAACCUGCAGAAGCUGGACGGGCCCACAGAGCAGUGCCCAGACCCACUGCCCUUGCUGACCGACAAUUGCACGGACGAGGAGGGCAUCUGCCGCCGCACCCUGCUGGGGUCGGCCUUUGCGGAGUGCCAGGCGCUGGUGGACAGCGCUGAGUACAUGGCCGCCUGCACCCAGGACCUGUGCCACUGCCCCACCUGCCUGUGUGCCACCUUUGCGGAAUACUCGCGCCAGUGCGCCCACGCAGGUGGCCAGCCACAGAACUGGAGGCGCCCCGACCUCUGCCCCCGGACCUGCCCCCUCAACAUGCAGCACCAGGAGUGCGGCUCGCCCUGCACGGACACCUGCUCCAACCCCCAGCGCGCACAGCUCUGCGAGGAGCACUGCGUGGACGGCUGCUUCUGCCCCCCAGGCACGGUGCUAGAUGAUGUCACGCACUCCGGCUGCCUGCCUCUCGGGCAGUGCCCCUGCACCCACGGCGGCCGCACCUACAGCCCGGGCGCCUCCUUCAACACCACCUGCAGCUCCUGCACCUGCUCCGGGGGGCUGUGGCAGUGCCAGGAUCUGCCGUGUCCGGGCACCUGCUCCGUGCAGGGCGGGGCCCACAUCUCCACCUACGAUGAGAAACUCUACGAUCUCCACGGUGACUGCAGCUAUGUCCUGUCCAAGCAAUGUGCUGACGGCAGCUUCACGGUGCUGGCCGAGCUGCGGAAGUGCGGCCUCACGGACAACGAGAACUGCCUCAAAGCAGUGACGCUCAACCUGGAUGGCGGGGACCUGGCCAUCCGGGUCCAGGCGGACGGUGCGGUGUUCAUGAACUCCAUCUACACGCAGCUGCCCCUGUCGGCAGCCAACAUCACCCUGUUCCGGCCUUCAAGCUUCUUCGUCGUGGUGCAGACAGGCCUGGGGCUGCAGCUGCUGGUGCAGCUGGUGCCUCUCAUGCAGGUGUUUGUCAGGCUGGACCCCGCCCACCAGGGCCAGAUGUGCGGCCUGUGUGGGAACUUCAACCAGAACCAGGCUGACGACUUCACGGCCCUCAGUGGGGUGGUAGAAGCCACGGGUGCAGCGUUCGCCAACACCUGGAAGGCCCAGGCCGCCUGUGCCAAUGCCAGGAACAGCUUCGAGGACCCCUGCUCCCUCAGUGUGGAGAAUGAGAACUACGCCCGGCACUGGUGCUCACGGCUGACCGACCCCGCCGGUGCCUUCUUGCCCUGCCACUCCGUCAUCAACCCCAAACCCUUCCACUCGAACUGCAUGUUUGACAGCUGCAACUGUGAGCGCAGCGAGGACUGCUUGUGUGCCGCCCUGUCCUCCUACGUGCUCGCCUGCGCCGCCAAGGGCGUGCAGCUCAGCGGCUGGAGGGGCGGCGUCUGCACCAGGUACAUGCAGAGCUGCCCCGAGUCCCAGCGCUACGCCUACGUGGUGGACACCUGCCAGCCUACCUGCCGCGGCCUGAGUGAGGCCGAUGUCACCUGCGGCGUCACCUUCGUGCCUGUGGAUGGCUGCGCCUGCCCCGCUGGCACCUUCCUCAACGAUGCGGGUGCCUGUGUGCCCGCCCGAGAGUGCCCCUGCUACGUUCACGGCACCGUGCUGGCCCCCGGGGAGGUCGUGCAUGACGAGGGCGCCGUGUGCUCGUGUGCAGGCGGGAAGCUGAGCUGUCUGGGAGCCUCCCUGCAGAGAAGCACAGGGUGCGCGGCCCCCAUGGUGUACCUGGACUGCAGCAACAGCUCGGUGGGCACCCCUGGGGCCGAGUGCGUCCGGAGCUGCCACACACUGGAUGUGGGCUGUUUCAGCACACACUGCGUGUCCGGCUGUGUCUGUCCCCUGGGGCUGGUGUCGGACGGGAGUGGGGGCUGCAUCGCCGAGGAGGACUGUCCCUGCGUGCACAAUGAGGCCACCUACAAGCCUGGGGAGACCAUCAGGGUCGACUGUAACACCUGCACCUGCAGGAACCGGAGGUGGGAAUGCAGCCACCGGCUCUGCCUGGGCACCUGCGUGGCCUACGGCGAUGGCCACUUCAUCACCUUUGACGGCGAGCGCUACAGCUUUGAAGGCAGCUGCGAGUACACCCUGGCGCAGGACUACUGCGGGGGCAACGCCAGCCACGGGACCUUCCGCAUCAUCACGGAAAACAUCCCCUGUGGGACCACUGGCACCACCUGCUCCAAGGCCAUCAAGCUCUUCGUGGAGAGCUACGAGCUGAUCCUCCAGGAGGGAACCUUUAAAGCGGUGGCCAGAGGGCCGGGCGGGGACCCACCCUACAGGAUCCGCUACAUGGGCAUCUUCCUGGUCAUCGAGACCCGCGGGAUGGCCGUGUCCUGGGACCGGAAGACCAGCGUGUUCAUCCGGCUGCACCAGGACUACAGGGGCAGGGUCUGCGGCCUGUGCGGGAACUUCGACGGCAACGCCAUCAACGACUUCACCACGCGGAGCCGGUCCGUGGUGGGGGACGCGCUGGAGUUCGGGAACAGCUGGAAGCUCUCCCCGUCCUGCCCGGACGCCCUGCAGCCCAAGGACCCCUGCACGGCCAACCCCUCCCGAAAGUCCUGGGCCCAGAAGCAGUGCAGCAUCCUCCACGGCCCCACCUUCGCCGCCUGCCGCUCCCAGGUUGACUCCACCAAGUACUACGAGGCCUGCGUGAGUGACGCGUGCGCGUGCGAUGCGGGGGGCGACUGUGAGUGCUUCUGCACGGCUGUGGCUGCCUACGCCCAGGCCUGCCACGACGCCGGCCUGUGUGUGUCCUGGCGGACUCCGGACACCUGUCCCUUGUUCUGUGACUUCUACAACCCACACGGGGGCUGUGAGUGGCAUUACCAGCCCUGUGGGGCUCCGUGCCUGAAAACCUGCCGGAAUCCCAGCGGGCACUGCCUGGUGGACCUGCCCGGCCUAGAAGGCUGCUACCCGAAGUGCCCCCCCAGCCAGCCCUUCUUCAACGAAGACGAGAUGAAGUGCGUGGCCCAGUGUGGCUGCUACGACAAGGACGGAAACUACUAUGACGUGGGGGCCAGGGUCCCCACGGCAGAGAACUGCCAGAGCUGUAACUGCACACCCAGCGGCAUCCAGUGCGCUCACAGCCUUGAGGCCUGCACCUGCACCUAUGAGGACAGGACCUAUGGCUACCAGGACAUCAUCUACAACACCACCGAUGGGCUUGGCGCCUGCCUGAUUGCCAUUUGUGGAAGCAACGGCACCAUUGUCAGGAGAGCGGUGGCAUGCCCGGGAACCCCGGCCACAACGCCGUUCACCUUCACCACUGCCUUGGUCCCUGGCUCCACAACAAGCCCGGCCCUCCCACUCUCCACCGUGUGUGUCCGUGAAGUCUGCCGCUGGUCUGACUGGUACAAUGGGCACCGCCCGGAGCCUGGUCUGGGAGGCGGAGACUUUGAGACAUUUGAAAACCUGAGGCAGAGGGGGUUCCAGGUAUGCCCUGAGCCGGCGGGCAUCGAGUGCCGGGCAGAGCAGCUUCCCGACAUGCCACUGGAGAAGCUGGGCCAGCAGGUGGACUGUGACCGCACGCGGGGGCUGAUGUGUGCCAACAGCCAGCAAAGCCCCCCGCUCUGCCACGACUAUGAGCUGCGGGUUCUCUGCUGCGAAUAUGUGCCCUGUGGCGCCUCCCCGGCCCCGGGCACCAGCAUCCAACCCUCCCUCAGUGCCAGCACAGAGCCUGCUGUGCCCACCCCCACCCAGACCACAGUGACUGAACAGACCACCCUGUGGGUGACCCCGAGCGCCAGGUCGACAGUCACCAGCCCGGUCAGCAGCCCCCCGGCCCCAGCUACCACCGCCUGCCAGCCCCGCUGUCAGUGGACUGAGUGGUUUGAUGAGGACUACCCCAAGUCUGAGGAGUUGGGGGGGGAUGUUGAGUCCUACGAUAAGAUCAGGGCCGCGGGAGGGCACCUAUGCAAGCAGCCAGAGGACAUCGAGUGCCAGGCCGAGAGCUUCCCCAACUGGACCCUGGCGCAGGUGGGGCAGAAGGUGCACUGUGAUGUCCGCUUCGGCCUGGUGUGCAGAAACUGGGAGCAGGAGGGCGUGUUCAAGAUGUGCUACAACUACAGAAUCCGGGUCCUGUGCUGCAGCGCCGACCACUGCAGGGGACAUGCCACAACCCCGCCACCCACCAAGGAGCCAGAGACGGCCACAACCACCACCACCACCCUGAUCUCAACGCUGCCACCUAUGAGUAGCACAGGAGUGACCAGGGCUCCCCCGCCCACCACCACAGCGGUCCCCACCCUCUCAGAAGGACAGACAUCCCCCAGAUACACGGGCACCCUUGUUACAGCCACCACAGGAGGCCCCACGGCUCCUGCAGCUUCCACAGAACCCACGGUCCCAUGGGUGGCCACAUCUAGCUUUCCAACUCGCUCAGCCCUGCCAGGGACCACGAGGAGCUUGGGCACACAGGGCCCCUCGAGGCCCCCCGUGCCGGCCUCAACGACAAUGGCAACCUCCAGAGCUCGCCCGACAGGCACAGAGCCGCUGACCAUCAGCCUGGUGCCAACACUUACGAGCCAUCAGUCCACCACUCAGGCUGAGACCAGCACGCCCAGGCCAGAGACAACGACGCAAGGCCCCAUCCCUGAGGCCACCACCAGCCAGGGCACGACCCAAUGUCAGCCGAAGUGUGAGUGGACAGAGUGGUUUGACGUGGACUUCCCAACCUCGGGGGUCACAGGCGGGGACAUGGAAACCUUUGAAAACAUCAGGACUGCUGGAGGCAAGAUGUGCUGGGCACCAGAGCGCAUAGAGUGCCGGGCGGAGAACUACCCCGAGGUGAGCAUCGACCAGAUCGGGCAGGUGCUGACCUGCAGCCUGGAGACCGGGUUGACCUGCAGGAACGAGGACCAGUCAGGCAGGUUCAACAUGUGCUUCAACUACAAUGUGCGCGUGCUCUGCUGUGAUGACUACAGUCACUGCCCCAGCACGGCCGCCCCCACACCGACCUCCUCCACACAGGCACCCAAACCCACCUCCACGGGGGUCACCAUGGGGGCCACCACCCCCACAGCCACUGCCUCCACAGCCACUGCUGCCACAGGGGCCACCACCCCCAUGGCCACUGUCUCCACAGCCACUGCCACCACAGGGCCCACAACUCCCACAGCCACUGCCACCAUGGGGGCCACCACACCCAUGGCUACUGCCUCCACAGCCACUGCUACCAUGGGGGCCACCACCCCCACAGCCACUGCCUCCACAGCCACUGCUGCCACAGGGACCACCACCCCCACACCCACUGCUCCCACAGUCACUGCUGCCACAGGGGCUACCACCCCCACAGCCACUGCCACCUGGAGCACCAGGUCGGCAGCAGUAACAAGACCCUCAACUCCGGCCACCACUAAAACUGGCCCCACCUUCUCAAAGACCACAGAGAGGGUGUCCCUCCCCAGUCACUCUGCCCCUCCAGCUUCCACGACCAACCUCCUCCCUACCAGGAGGCAGCAGACUUCCCAGGCUCUGACCAUGCCUACCAGUCCAGCUGUGACCAGCACAUCCACAACAUCCCCCAUAGUGACCACCCCAGUGCACACGACCCUGAGGACUUCCAGCUCUGGGCACACCAUAGGGACCAUCCUGCCGUCCAGCUCCCCAUCUCCCAGCACAGGCUGUGUGCCUCACUGUGCCUGGACAGACUGGUUGGAUGAGGAUUAUCCUAGCCCUGGCCCUGAUGGUGGGGACUUCGAGACCUACUCCAACAUCCGUGCGGCUGGGGGGGCCAUUUGCGAGCAGCCGCUGGGCAUCCAGUGCCGCGACCAGGCCCAGCCUGAUGUUCCCCUGUGGGAGCUGGGCCAGGUUGUGGAAUGCAGCCGGGACUUCGGCCUGGUCUGCAGGAACCGUGAGCAGGUGGGGAAGUUCAAGAUGUGUUUCAACUAUGAAAUCCAAGUGUUCUGCUGCAACUACAGCCAUUGCCCCAGCACCACGGCCACCAGCUCCAUGGCCACACCCUCCUCCACUCUACCCUCUACCACGGUCACCAAGACUUCCAGCAGCACCCCAGCAACUCCCUCUUCUGCCCCAGGGACCACCUACACAUCCCCAGUGCUGACCACCAUAGCCACCACAGCUGCGGCCACCAGCUCCAUGGCUACUCCCUCCUCCACUCCAGGGACCACCUGGAUCCUCACAGAGCCAACCACUACAACCACCAUGACCAUAUCCACGGGCUCCACAACCACCCUGUCCUCCACUUUAGGGACUGUGGUAAUUCCUACCACAGCCACCACAAUGGCAGCCACUGGCUCUGCAGCCACCCCCUCCUCUACCCCAGGGACUGCUCAGACCCCCAAUGUGUUUCCUACCACAACCACUACUACUCCAGCCACUGGUGCCAUAGUGAUCCCCUCCUCCAGCCCAGGGACUGCUCAGACCCCCAAAGUGUUGACCACAAGAGUGGCCACCAGCUCCAUGGCCACGCCCUCCUCCAUCACAGGGACCACCUGGAUUUUCACAGAGCCAACCACUACAGCCACCAUUAUUUCUUCUAUGGGCUCCACAACCACCUUGUCCUCCACUUCAGGGACCCUGGUAAUUCCUACCACAGACACCACGACGGUGGCCACUGGCUCCAAAACUACUCUCUCCUCCAGCCCAGGAACUACAAGCACCAUUUCAGUGCUAACCACCACAGCCACCACGAACAUGGCCACCAGAUCCAUGGCCACCCCCUCCUCCACUGUGGGGACAGCUCACAUCCCCAAAGUGCUGACCACCACAGCCACCAUGCCCAUAGCCACCGGCUCCACAGUGCCCAGCUCAUCUGCCCUCAGGACCAUCCAAACCCCCACAGUGCUCCCCAGCACUGCCUUCAGUAUGACCACUGCGUCCGCCUCGGCCCUCACCACCCUCAUGCCCACUGGCUUCCCCAGCACCCACUUCUCAACUCCGUGCUUCUGUAGGGCAUUUGGACAGCUCUUCUCACCUGCGGAGGUCAUCUACAAUAAGACCGACCGAGCUGGCUGCCAGUUCUAUGCCGUGUGCAACCAGCACUGUGACAUCGACCGCUUCCAGGGCCCCUGCCCCACCUCCCCGCCGCCAGUGUCCUCCAACCCACCUCCCCUGCCCUCCCCUGCCCCCGGCUGUGACAAUGCUGUCCCUCCUCGGCAGGUCAAUGAGUCCUGGACCCUGGAGAACUGCACCGUGGCGCAGUGUGUGGGUGACAAUCGUGUUGUCCUGCUGGAGCCGAAGCCCGUGGCCAACGUCACCUGUGUGAACAAGCACUUGCCCAUCAAAGUGUCGGAGCCGAGCCAGCCCUGCAACUUCCACUAUGAGUGCGAGUGCGUCUGCAGCAUGUGGGGGGGCUCCCACUACUCCACCUUUGAUGGCACCUCUUACUCCUUCGAGGGCAACUGCACCUACGUCCUCAUGAGAGAGAUCCAUGCGCGCCUUGGGAAUUUCAGCCUCUACCUGGACAACCAGUACUGCGCAGCCUCCGCCGCCGCCAGCUGCCCCCGUGCCCUCGGCAUACAUUACAAGUCUAUGGAAAUCGUCCUCACUGUCACCACGGUGCACGGCAAGGAGGAGGGCCUGAUCUUGUUUGACCAAAUUCGGGUGAGCAGUGGCUUCAGCAAGGACGGCGUGCUUGUGUCUGUGACGGGGACCACCAUGCGCAUGGACAUUCCCGCCCUGAGUGUGAGCGUCACCUUCAGCGGGCACGUCUUCCAGGCCCGGCUGCCCUACAGCCUCUUCCACAACAACACCGAGGGCCAGUGUGGCACCUGCACCAACAGCCAGAGGGACGAUUGCCGCAGUCGGGUUGGAACCACGGCCACCAGCUGCAAAGACAUGGCCAAGACGUGGCUGGUUCCCGACAGCAGAAAGGACGGCUGCUGGGCCCCAACCGGCACGCCCCCCACUGCCAGCCCCAUGGCCCCAACGUCUGGCACACCCACCCCCAGCCCGUGCCCGCCGCAGCCGCUCUGUGAUCUGAUGCUGAGCCAGGUCUUUGCCGAGUGCCAUGACCUGGUGCCCCCCGGCCCAUUCUUCAAUGCCUGCAUCAGUGACGGCUGCCGGGGCCGCCCCGAGGUGCCCUGCCAGAGCGUGGAGGCCUACGCGGCGCUCUGUCGCGCACGGGGAGUGUGCAGUGACUGGCGGGGUGCAGCCGGCGGCCUGUGCGAUCUCACCUGCCCACCCACCAAAGUGUACAAGCCAUGCGGCCCCAUACAGCCUGCGUCCUGCAACUCCAGGAACCAGAGCCCACAGCUGGAGGGGCUGGCGGAGGGCUGCUUCUGCCCCGAGGACCAGAUCCUCUUCAAUGAACACACGGGCAUCUGCGUGCAGGCCUGCCCCUGCGUGGGAUCGGAUGGCUUUCCCAAAUCUCCCGGGGAGCGGUGGGUCAGCAACUGCCAGGCCUGCGUGUGUGACGAGGGCUCAGUGUCAGUGCAGUGCCAGCCCCUGCCCUGUGAGGCCCAGGGCCAGCCCCCAACGUGCAGCCGCCCUGGCUUCCAGACUGUGACCAGGCCCCGGGCCGACGACCCCUGCUGCCCUGAGACGCUGUGCGUAUGCAACAUGACCACCUGUCCCCAGAGCCCGCCCGUGUGCCCGCCAGACCAGGAGCCCUACCGCACCCAGGAGGAGGGCGACUGCUGUCCCACCUUCCGCUGCAGACCUCAGCUCUGUACUUACAAUGGCACCUUCUACGGGGUUGGUACAACAUUCCCAGGGACUCUUCCCUGCCACACGUGCACCUGCCUCUCUGGGGACACCCAGGAUCCAACAGUGCAGUGUCAGGAGGAUGCCUGCAACAAUGCCACCUGCCCCCAGGGCUUUGAAUACAAGAGCGUGGCUGGGCAGUGCUGCAGGGAGUGCGUGCAGACAGCCUGCCUCACGCCUGACGGCCGGCCCGUCCAGCUGAACGAAACCUGGGUCAACAGCCCCGUGGACAACUGCACCGUGUACCGCUGUGAGGUCGAGGGCGGACUCCAUUUGCUGACCCCACAGCCUGCAUCCUGCCCAGAUGUGUCCAGCUGCAGGGGGAGCCUCAGGAAGACCGGCUGCUGCUAUUCCUGUGAGGAGGACUCCUGUCAAGUCCGCAUCAACACAACCGUCCUGCGGCACCAGGACUGCGAGACCCAGGCCACGGUCAACAUCACCUUCUGUGAGGGCUCCUGCCCCGGAGUGUCCAAGUACUCAGCGGAGGCCCAGGCCAUGCGGCACCAGUGCACCUGCUGCCAGGAGACGCGGGUCCACGAGGAGACCGUGCCCUUGCGCUGUCCUGAUGGCUCAGCCGUCCUGCACACAUACAUCCACGUGGAUGAGUGUGGCUGCACGCCCUUCUGUGUCUCUGAGCCCGUGGCUCCCACACACGCACCCGGAUUCCCGGUCUAGGAGGCCACUGCCAUCUGACGAUGUUCUGCCUCGACCCCAUGCCCUGUCCACCUGGAGCCAGAAUGCACAUCGCCCAACCACGACCACCUUGGGCCAGCUCCACGGAACCCCCCGGCCUCUGGCACCCUGUGCCUCCAUGCUCCUGCUGCCCGCCCCAGGGGUAGAACCGACCCCUGGAAGGGUGAGGAGCCAGCAGGAUGCCUUUCAGGAAAGUGCCACUCAGGAGUCCUGCCCUGGUAGAGCCUGUGGCCCGUCUUGGCCUUGCCCCUCCCUGAGGUCACUGGGACACCCUGGAACAAACUAGGCACGUGCAGGCCUGUGUGUUCCCGCCAUGCCCAGAGCCACGGCCAGAGCCCCUGUGCAGCACGGAUCCCAGCUGGCCGUGUCCAGCCGCUGGGGCACAGACAGCCCGGUCCAGGCAAGGCUGGUUGCUACUGGGAAGCUGCACCAGGCGAUGUGUCCGCCUGUCCGUGCCUGCUGCAGGGUACCUCGGGGCUGAGGCCACAAUGGCCAGGUCAGAAGGGUCAGCAUCCCAAAGCCCCCUCUGCCCAGCUCAGCCCAGUUCUGCAAAUAAACCCUGAGCAUCGCCUACAUUUCCUGUCCCAGUGUCUUUUCUUGCCUACCGUCUCUC